Molecule: messenger RNA, 2602 nt
Organism: Bufo gargarizans (Asiatic toad)
Lineage: Eukaryota; Metazoa; Chordata; Amphibia; Anura; Bufonidae
Exons: 2
Coding region: 1331-2302 (323 amino acids)
Source: RefSeq, a predicted model, not a curated record
GGUGAAUUCACACUUCAGUUUGGUCAGUUAUUUACAGGAGUGAAGCCUACACAGAUCAGGCACAAUGGAAAGAUCUGCAGCCAUUCUGUGUUUUUGACCCGCACCUGGUUUUGGCGCACACUGAAGUGUGGCUUAGACAAGCUAGCGCUAGACUGACCACUGACACCAUCCAGGCACCUGGUCAGGCCAGGCGAGUAUCCUUCACUCCGUCAUACAACAUAGGACUUCAUUUAUUUCUACGGGGCUGAAGAAGGUGCAGGAUGCACACGACCAGUACCUGCAUUUGUGUGAAUGUAGCCUAAACGUAAAGUUGUGUGACCUGUAAAAUACAACACAAAGCACGUGCGCAAGCAUGGACAAUACCCUGCACGUGGACAUGACUUCAAAGCAGUGACUACUUAGUCUUCAAGCUUCAGGAGUCUCAUGGCCAAUUUAUCCAGCAUUUAGCAAAUAAAUCCUUCAAAUGCUUGGUGAAAUCCUUCUGCCGUCUUCUAGGAGUCACCCACAAGAAAGGAACAGUCAAAUCAAUUAGAUGCGCACCUGCUAUUAAUAAAGUGUGUCGGCAGCCUGGGGGCGCCCGAAAUAAAGUGGACUGGAGAUUGUAGCCAGACACUGUGGGCCAACUCCACCUGCACAUACAGACAGCGUAGAUACUCAGUCUCCCAUCAAUGGGGCUGCAUUCGGAAAUAGCUGUGGUCAGCUAUAAGAAGUCAUGAGGAACCGGCUAGCAUCAGACAGCGGAUGUGCAACCACCUCAGACACCUCCACGUAUUACUGGAGACGCAGGAUACAGACGUGUAAAGUGGUAAUAACUGCUUCAUGUAUGAGUACUAAAACGCCAACAUAAACCACUGAAACCCCACGUAUCAGAUCCAGAAGAGUGCAAAGCUAUAAGUCACCGCUCACAGAAUUAGUAAUGCACAACAGCAAAUACAUGAGACGACUGAUGGUUAUAGCUGUAUGGUGAGGGGCAGAUUAUCAGACCAGCUACCCACACUCAGCGCAGGAAGGUGUACAAAGACGAGGCGCUAAUAACUGCAGCACAAAAAGGUACUGUUAUUACGGUCCAUCACAGCGUAUACGCCACGCGGGUCCAUCACAGCGUAUACGCCACGCGGGUCCAUCACAGCGUAUACGCCACGCGGGUCCAUCACAGCGUAUACGCCACGCGGGUCCAUCACAGUUAUUACAGGACAUCACAGCGUCCUCAGCAGUAGGACACAGGACAGGUACUGUUAAAUCACAUCCAUGUACAGUCCUCACAGGACAGGUACUGUUAUAUCACAGCCAUGUACAGUCCUCACAGGACAGGUACUGUUAUAUCACAGCCAUGUACAGUCCUCACAGGACAGGUACUGUUAUAUCACAGCCAUGUACAGUCCUCACAGGACAGGUACUGUUAUAUCACAGCCAUGUACAGUCCUCACAGGACAGGUACUGUUAUAUCACAGCCAUGUACAGUCCUCACAGGACAGGUACUGUUAUAUCACAGCCAUGUACAGUCCUCACAGGACAGGUACUGUUAUAUCACAGCCAUGUACAGUCCUCACAGGACAGGUACUGUUAUAUCACAGCCAUGUACAGUCCUCACAGGACAGGUACUGUUAUAUCACAGCCAUGUACAGUCCUCACAGGACAGGUACUGUUAUAUCACAGCCAUGUACAGUCCUCACAGGACAGGUACUGUUAUAUCACAGCCAUGUACAGUCCUCACAGGACAGGUACUGUUAUAUCACAGCCAUGUACAGUCCUCACAGGACAGGUACUGUUAUAUCACAGCCAUGUACAGUCCUCACAGGACAGGUACUGUUAUAUCACAGCCAUGUACAGUCCUCACAGGACAGGUACUGUUAUAUCACAGCCAUGUACAGUCCUCACAGGACAGGUACUGUUAUAUCACAGCCAUGUACAGUCCUCACAGGACAGGUACUGUUAUAUCACAGCCAUGUACAGUCCUCACAGGACAGGUACUGUUAUAUCACAGCCAUGUACAGUCCUCACAGGACAGGUACUGUUAUAUCACAGCCAUGUACAGUCCUCACAGGACAGGUACUGUUAUAUCACAGCCAUGUACAGUCCUCACAGGACAGGUACUGUUAUAUCACAGCCAUGUACAGUCCUCACAGGACAGGUACUGUUAUAUCACAGCCAUGUACAGUCCUCACAGGACAGGUACUGUUAUAUCACAGCCAUGUACAGUCCUCACAGGACAGGUACUGUUAUAUCACAUCCAUGUACAGUCCUCAGCAGUAGGACACAGGACAGGUACUAUUAUAUCACAUCCAUGUACAGUCAGCAGUAGGACACAGGACAGGUACUAUUAUAUCACAUCCAUGUACAGUCCUCAGCAGUAGGACACAGGGCACUUACCACCGCCGCAGGUAGAGGCACAAGUCACAGCAGACAAUGGAGCCUAUAAAACAAUAGGUCCCUGCACGGGCCAAAAUAAAGCCAUGCAGAAGAUGCCAUGACAACGGGAGGACACGCUCCUAACAUGACGGGAGCACUGCGGGGGUCAGCCCCGGGCAAGCACUCAGAGCACACUCCCCGCUGACCUCCCAGAGCCGCAGCUCUAUUCACACUGUGCAGAAAAUGCCAUGAC